AUGAGCUCUGCCCGCGAAGGCGACCCUAUCGAGGAGGAAAGAAUGCCGAUGCAGGGCCUCCAAGAGGACAGACUCGAAGGCGACAGAGGUCACGAAGGAAUACACGAAGACCGGAUACCAGAGGAGAGCAUCCAAGAUGAGAGAGUUGAGGGUGAGAGAAUAACAGACGGCCGAUUGCAGCACGAGCGUUUGCCCGACGGGAGCCUCCCAGACGAGCGCAUGCAGGAUGAGCGAAUCCACAGUUAUCCAUCCCCUCAGAUGCCAGAGGAGCGAAAUCAAGACAGCGAUCGGAUGCAAAGCUACCCUUCUCCUUCUACCGAGGCUCAAAACACCGGUCCAUACUAUCACGACGAUUCACGAGACGACACUCAACAAGAUCAGCAGCAGCCGCCGCCUACACCCCAACAGCAACCCUCCCACUCUGCUAGUGUCGAGGAAUUGCAAUUGGCUGCUCAGCUUGGCCAGGAUCUAGCGGCAGAGCCCAUGAUGCAUGUCACAGAUCCUAGCAUGAGUGUUGAAGAUCCUAGCUUGCGCAGCAUCAUGCCUCACCCUCACUCCCACCCUCACCCAGAGCAACCUCAGCCUCAGCCUCAACCCCAGCACCAGGCCCCUCCCCCACCGCCCCCCCCUCCUCGCCCGUACGUUCCUGAAGAGCCCCUUUCCGAGUCUCUCCAGCAACACGUGUCUGUGCCCGUGGCAAUGGAUCACCACAAUCUUGCCCAGUCAUAUGCUCUUGGCGACAGUACGCCUCCGAGAAAGCGAUCCAAGGUCUCCCGCGCCUGCGACGAGUGUCGUAGAAAGAAGGUGAAAUGCGAUGCCCAGUCCGACUCCGGAGACAAUCCAUGUUCCAAUUGCAAGCGCUCUGGCAUUCGCUGUAUGUUCAGUCGCGUUCCUCAGAAGCGUGGCCCAAGCAAGGGAUAUAUAAAGGAACUUGCCGACAGGAUCAACAGCAUCGAGGGCAAGUUGGAGAUCCAGAGUGAGUCUUUGCCACCCGAUAUCAUGGUACACUGGACAUCUGCGGCAGCAUCACUUAACUCGACACCAGGUCCUGCCGAGGACGCCAGCCGCAAGCGGCCAUUCUCUAGCAUUUCCAGUACCGACAUAUCUACUCCGGCACCACAGCGACAGACCACUUGGGGUACGGAGCAUCGUCCUCUUCAGCCCAUGACAACACCGUCGGAUCGCUUUCAGUCCUCCCCUUUCGCUGCCAACGGCUUGGCUCCCCAACCCAUGCCUAUCAAGAAUGAUAUGCCCUCUCGCACAUCAGUUGCUCCAAUGGAUGGUCCUGUCACAGAUAUGCCCGAUAUUGACCAGGCUCGAGACGUUGACGACGAGGUGUUUAACGGAUAUCUCACUGUGAUUCAGCCCUACCUCCCAUUCUUGCCGAGCAGCAAGGCGCAAAUCCAAGACUACUUGGCACAGUGUCCUGGACUUCUUCGCGAAGCGUUCGUCGAAGCGCUCUCAGGAACAAUCUAUUCUUUCCCUUCUUUUCAGUCAGGUAGCGCUGGAGAUGUUCGCCUUGCCCAUACCCUGCUGGUAGAAUGGGAGGCCAGUGAUUCCACAUCGCGAACCCCUAUUGCGAACCUGGUUUUUCUCCAAACCCUUCUUCUCAUGAUUAUUGAGGCAGACAACCGACCCUUAGGCUCUAUUGGUGCACCUAAGGAAUCACUACUGGGUAGAGCAGUAGCGAGUGCCAAUGCUUUAAAGCUGUAUCAGGCCAAAGCGGACUUGUCCGAGGUCGAGGCCGGAACAGAUACCGAGAGUCAGCUUCGCGUCAGAAUAUGGUGGUCACUUGUCAUGCUUGACAGAUGGAACGCAGUGGGUGCUGCAGUACCUUCAUUGAUUCGCGAUGAGAGUGUCGUUGUAUCAGCCAACCUGAAGGUGGUUGUUGGAGAGGUCCAGUAUCUUCUGAUCCGUGCCUCUAAGUUUCUGUGCCGCGCAUCGGUCAUGAUCACCAACUUUCAAGAACCCUUGGAUUCGACCUUUGCUGAUCGGAUGGUGGGCUCUUUCAUGGACGCCUGGGUGGAAGACUUCCGCGAGGACCUGCCAGCUCACAUCGAGGCUGGCUCAUAUCCUGUCGUCCACCUGGUCUACUGGUACUGUCGCUUGCUGGCUUACCUGCUUAACCCCUCCGCCAAGUCAACGGAUGCCCUAUGGCCUAGUCAGGAGUUGAUUAACCUGCUUGUCGGCCACUCACAACUCAUCACACCUCUGCAUCAUCAUUUCACUGUUCUUGCUGUACUAAUACUGGUUGAGUUGGCAAAGGUGGAAAAGACAAAGGAGGAUGCCACACGACUUCUUGGUGAAUUCCGCGACUCAUCACUGCCGGCUUCAGUUUUCGAUGGCCUGGUCCGGGACAAGAUUGCCGACCACCUUCGUCCAUCCACUAGCGCCGCUGCGGCUUCGGCCCCAUCAGCGAUUGAGGCGGCUGCAAGCCAGGGUUUGCAACACUUAGCGGACUUGGCAACUCUCUCGGCAGCUGUGGACAAGACGGAGUGUGCCUAUACGUACCGCACCGCGCCGAACUAUGAAGACAUGGGUUUCGACCCUCGACCGCUCCUUCUUGUCGGUUACCUCAAUGUUGUCCGCGCAACUCAGCAAGCAGCUUAG
Colletotrichum graminicola M1.001 is the source of this 2610-nucleotide messenger RNA. RefSeq lists its product as uncharacterized. The transcript is spliced from 4 exons. Gene Ontology annotation, molecular function: zinc ion binding; DNA-binding transcription factor activity, RNA polymerase II-specific. The record is from RefSeq and is a predicted model, not a curated record. Lineage: Eukaryota; Fungi; Ascomycota; Sordariomycetes; Glomerellales; Glomerellaceae. Bases 1 to 2610 code for a protein of 869 amino acids. Gene Ontology annotation, cellular component: nucleus.